AAGGGUGAACUUCUCCAAAGACAAACGACAUUAGCUAUAGAGCUUGUCACUAGAUAUAUCUCUCUGAUUAUUACAAUUAUUAUAAUCAUGAGCAAUUCUUUAAUGCACUGGCUUUUACUACCAACACGGCUGAGCUUAUGGAUCCUCUCUUUGGUCUAUUACAUUGUGGUGUAUGGCACAGCUGGAAUUACAGCUUGUUUGGUUUUGAUCCGGAUCGCCUGGACUGGAUUUAAGGAUCCAUAUGGAACUUUUCAAUGGACCGUCCGAAAGAAACCCCCAGCCUGUCUUCAAGACCCUGAGCUUGGUGACCAUGCAUUUCUGAAGGGCAGGAGCUCAGGUUUGAGGUUUCAUUAUGUGACAAAAGGAGACCACAAAAAGCCACUAAUGCUGUUCCUUCAUGGAUUCCCAGAGAACUGGUGAAUUCUGCCUUCAUUUGUUUCCUUUCUUUUAUCUUUUUGCCACUUUUUCUUUUGUUACCCAUGCAGAAAAGCCUA
Messenger RNA from Danio aesculapii, 494 nucleotides. Its product is annotated as epoxide hydrolase 4-like. The record is from RefSeq and is a predicted model, not a curated record. The coding region runs from base 88 to 420 and encodes 110 amino acids. NCBI's taxonomy places the organism in Eukaryota, Metazoa, Chordata, Actinopteri, Cypriniformes, Danionidae. The transcript is spliced from 2 exons.